GCUUGAUGGGCCCCAAGCCGACACCGACGCCGCCAAACAAGGGCCCAAAACCUUCGCCCCCCAACAAAGGGACGCCAGCAACCACCUCGUCCAAAGGAAAGCAACUUGCUUCGACGUCGUCGCCAUCGCCUUCCCUUCCUAAAAUUUCGUCGCCCAAGAGUCCGUCGAAGCAAUCAACUCCGACAGGUGGCGCCCAUGCAAAGGCCUUCAGUGCCGACAAGAUGCCGAGCAUCGAUGCUCGACCCCCCUCCGUUCAGCGCACCAACGAUUCCGCUGUCGACACCCCUGCUGACGGCGAGGCUGCCAAUGCGGCCAUCGCAACUCUGGAUGGACCCAUCGAUGUCCCCUUCAUAACAACGGACGAAUUUUCAACUCCUGCGAACACAGCAGCGCAGGGAGAAAGGAACGUCGCGGCACAGGAGGAAGAGCGACUUCGUGCAGAGGCGGCGGAGUUGGCAAAGCGGCAAAAUGGCCACGUCGUCCUCAAGUACGAAAUGUACAGCGAACAGUUUGAAAUUGCCAACGGAAGCACGACUGCCACGGUCGUCGACGAAGCGUAUUGCUUGAGCUUUGUCAUGCCCCAUUGUCGCAUCCACCUAUCCGAAUGGGACCCGCCGACAAAGGUCGCGAAAGAGAGUCAAUCAGCCACAAACAGCGUGUACGUGCUCGAAGAUCCAGCCGGAACGUUCCAUGGUCUGGAGUCGGGCAAGACUUACUACGUAUACAUCGAGCAAGAAGCGGAGCAGCUCGCGCAAGACCAAGCGAAGAUGCGCGCGAUUGCUGCCACGAUGGACGGCGCGCAGCCGUCCAAGGCCGACAAGAAAGAUGACGGCAGGGGCUUUGAAAGCUGCAGCUGCAUUGAAGGCAACCCUUGUGUCGACGAGUACGGAUGCAAAGACUGGCACAAUCGCUAUGCAAUCGCCAUGAAAAAUGGAUGGAAAGGGUUUUAACUACACUGAGGGCGACUGUGGCGGUGAUUGACAGCCUUCAUGCUCGUGAUGAUGGUUGUGUGUGUAUG
Messenger RNA from Aphanomyces invadans, 1018 nucleotides. RefSeq lists its product as hypothetical. NCBI's taxonomy places the organism in Eukaryota, Oomycota, Saprolegniomycetes, Saprolegniales, Verrucalvaceae. The transcript has 2 exons. The record is from RefSeq and is a predicted model, not a curated record. The coding region runs from base 6 to 950 and encodes 314 amino acids.